UAAACCCAGACUUAACCUAUUUUAAAAGUUGUAGAUAUAGUUGUAGAUUUGCAGAAAAAACAAAUAUUUUUCUUAGCUUUGUAAAUAAAUAAUGCCAGAAUGUACUAUUGAAGACUUAUCUACGGAAAUUUUAAUUUCAAUAUUCAGUUUUUUGAGUUUAAAAGAUAUAUCGCGCUUAAGGUGUACAUGUAGGAGGCUUCGAGAUGUUAUAAAUUGUUGGGAUCAUGUAUUUUUUAAAACUACCACCAUUGUUAGUAAUCAAAAUAGCGGAGUAUUUAUCAGGAGAUGUUAUUCGAUAGUCCCAUCAAAAAUAGAAAAACUAAGAUUGCAGCAUAACUGGAAACAUGGUAUAUACAAUGAGAGAUCAGUAUGUACCUUUAAAAGGAAAUAUAGGCCUUGGUUGGAAAUUGACAAAGAGAAUGUGUGGCUUAGUAAAGGUUCACACUUAUUUAAUUAUAAACGCAGUAGUAAAAGCAUAAUGAAGGUGGCACCAAAUUUAGUUAUAAAUACAAAAUGUUAUUAUGAACCUUCACGCCAAAAACACUAUAUAGACAUAACAAGAUUUACCAUUAAUAAGAACUUAAUUGUGGGAGGUUUAAGUAAUGGUGGUAUUUUUCUGCAAAAUGCAUUGGAUAAAUCUAGUUAUUAUGUUACUAUGGACGAAGAUACAUUUACAUCUUCAGUUGAUAUAACAAAAGAUCAACAUAUAGUUGCUGGUGGAAUGAGGAAUGAUUGUUUCCAAAUUUUUUCUGUUCAUCAGGAUUCAUUAGCUUUAACCUUAAUACAUACUCAAGAGUUGGAUAAUCGUGUGUGGUGUGUUUCAUUCUGCAAUGAGAAAUCUUUGUUUGCGUGUGGCACAUCUCACUACUUUACAAUGAAGAAGGUUACAAAUUCUAUAUAUGUUUAUGAUACGGAAAGUUUCUCAGAAGCGGUAAGCCUGAAAUUAAAAUCUGAUGAUAUAAUAUCUUCAACCCAUGAUAUUAAAUGGGAUGGUCCAAAUGGUCUUUGGUCAUGUGGAAACGACAGUUACAUACGCAGAUGGGACCUAAGAACUGGCCAGUGUGAGCAGAAAUUCUUUGAUGUGUUUGGAUACAGUUUAUACUGUUUAGACUACGAUUAUUAUAAUACUAUAAUGGUAGGAGCCUAUAUGCAUGGAAGAGUCAGUUUAUGGGAUUCUAGAGCAGGAAAAUGCCUCCAAUUUUAUUUCAUGCGAGAUGGCAAAGGAAAUAACAUUAAGUCACCAGUUUAUAGUUUGUCUUUUGAUUCGCAGUAUCUUUUUGCAGGUCUGGACCAAGGUUUAAAUAUAUUAGAUUUUAGUGUUUAUCGAGGUGAGAAAAGAGAUUAUACAGACGUAUUUCGUCAUUAAAUAAAUUUAUCCUUUAUA
Molecule: messenger RNA, 1384 nt
Organism: Sitophilus oryzae (rice weevil)
Lineage: Eukaryota; Metazoa; Arthropoda; Insecta; Coleoptera; Curculionidae
Product: F-box/WD repeat-containing protein 4
Exons: 7
Coding region: 92-1366 (424 amino acids)
Biological process (GO): SCF-dependent proteasomal ubiquitin-dependent protein catabolic process
Cellular component (GO): SCF ubiquitin ligase complex
Molecular function (GO): protein binding
Source: RefSeq, a predicted model, not a curated record